Caretta caretta (loggerhead turtle) is the source of this 2316-nucleotide messenger RNA. RefSeq names its product interleukin 11 receptor subunit alpha (gene IL11RA). Lineage: Eukaryota; Metazoa; Chordata; Testudines; Cheloniidae. The record is from RefSeq and is a predicted model, not a curated record. Gene Ontology annotation, cellular component: membrane. Gene Ontology annotation, molecular function: protein binding; cytokine receptor activity.
GCUCUGCCAGCGCCUCGGGUUACCGCUGGGAAGCGAGAGGCUCUGGUUCCCUGCAGUGGGGCCGGGGGGGGCGCGCUGCAGGGGGCGGGCCAGCGCGAGUGAGUUUUCUGGUGUGCGCUCUCGAGCCUCCCGCUGCAGGCCAGGGGGGAGAAUCCCCCCUUUUCUCCGCAGCCGAGCGCGGGUCGGGGCAGCCGGGCCAGCAUGGGGACCUGCGGCCGUGGCAGCCGGCUCUGAAGAUGUGCCCUCCCACCCCAGGCCUCAGAAGGGUGAUGGUGCUUCUGGCUGCAGCCCUGGUGUCCGCCUCUGUCGCUGCGGGGGAAGGCUGGCGCGAGGAAGGGGUGCAGUACGGCCAGGUGGGAGCGGACCUCGUCCUGUCGUGCACCGGCGCCCCCGGACGCUCGGGGGUGGAGUGGCGGCGGGACGGGGCGGCCGCGCUCCCGGAGGGCUGCAUCCUGCGGGACAGCGACCUGCUGCUGCCAGAGGCCGAACUUGCUGCGGGAGGAGACUACAGCUGCCAUGACGGGACCGGGCAGCUCCUCCGCUCCGUCUCCCUCCGGCUGGGCUACCUGCCCGGGAUCCCGUCCGUCACCUGCCGAGCUUCUGACUACGAGAAUUUCUCCUGUUCCUGGACACCCAGCGUGGAGACGUUCCUCCCCACCAGAUACAUCACCACCUACCGGAAGAAAUUGCUGAUGGACAGUGAGAAAUGGAGCAGGACCCAGCCCAGCCAGGUGGGGCCGUGCGUGCAGGACCCCGGGCACCCGCGCACCUGCAGCGUGCACAAGUGUGAGUUCUGGAGCUCCUACCGGCUGAACGUCACCGAGGUGAACCCGCUGGGCUCCAGCUUCCGGCUGCUCGACGUCACCAUGCAGGCCAUCAUUAAGCCGGAUCCUCCGGAAGGCCUGGUGGUGGAGCCGGUCCCGUCGGCCCCGCGGCGGCUGCGGGUUCGCUGGCAGUAUCCGGCCUCCUGGCCCAAGCAGCCGCACUUCCAGCUGAAGUUCCGGCUCCAGUACCGGCCCGUCGCGCACGGCUCCUGGUCCAUGGUGGAGACCGUGAACCUCUCUGAAGUCAUCACCGACGCCUUCUCCGGCCUGGAGCACGUGGUGCAGGUGGGCGCCAAGGACUUCCUGGACGCCGGCAACUGGAGCGAGUGGAGUGCCGAGGCGCGGGCCACGCCCGGGCCAGGCCUGACCGUGACGCCAGGCGACGAAGCCACCACCGACGCCGGCCUGGAGAGCCCGGCCGAGAUGCCCUCGCUGGCCCCCAACCCGGAGCCCAUCGAUCGCAGCGACCCCAUGGAGAAGGUCGCCAUCCUGAUCUCACUUGGGAUCUUCUCUUUCUUCAUCCUGGCUGUGGUUCUGGGCAUCACCAUCGCAGUCUGGCUCCGUCUGAGAAAACCCAGCAAAGAUGAGACCAAGAAGCACGACUUCCUGGCAGCUGCCGUGCACAUGAGGGCCCUGCCCAAGGCCCAGAUCUUGUAGCAGGACCUGCAGACACCGCCCGCCUGCUCGCCCACCCGCCCAGGACUAUGCAGUCUGCCCUUGCCAGCGCCUCGCCCGGACCCCAGGACAGACUCUCGCGGGCACCUGAGGGAGACGGGCCCGGCUCUCGGAGGGCACUGCCUGCUCCCCGGCAGCAGCAGGGGCAGGCGAUGGGGUCGGUGCCAUGGUCCGGCCCUGCGCCCGGGUCCUGCCGUUGGCGCCAGCGUGUGGACCUGAACCGGAUCCGCGCCCAAUGGGGGGCGAGGCGGGGGCAUCCCUGCGGCGUCCGCAGAGCUGAGGAGCCCGGGCUCAUGGACAGGGGACCCGGGGACCCCAACCCAGGCCAGGCACGUGGCUGGGGUCCUGGCGGAUCCGUGGACAUUGGGAGGCCGGGCUGGGGGUGCUGGCGGGCGUGUGAGGGUGACACUGACCCCUCCCCACCCUGAACCCCCCCUCCAGUGGCUGGGAGGACUCCCCCUCCCCCCACCCCCCGGGGCUUGUCCAGCCCCUCCGGGCAGCGCCCUGGGAUCCCAAUAAAGGGGGUUGUGACAGCAGGGUCCAGGCCGGCUCUCUCUGCACAGCGCCAGGGGGCAGCUCCGCUGGGGGUCAGAGCCAGUGGGAGAUGGGCUGGUUAUUGCUCAACCCCCCGGAAGAGAGGCCUGAGGGGGGGCCGCCAGCCUUCAGGCCCCCCCGCCAGCCCUGCCUCUGCUUGUUCCAGGUGCCAUGGGGCUGAGGGGGGCUCUGAGUCCCUGGUGCCAUGGGGGGUUGCUUUGCCUGACAGCUGGACCCCGGCACAGUGGGAGCAGCCCAGGGGCUCCCCCAGGGGAGGUUUGAU